AUGGCAGCCAAGCGAUGUGCGUGGGAGACCAGACAUGAUAUCUGUGGGGUUACUUUGUCUGAUCCGGCUGAGUUGUCUCUUGUUACAGGGGCAACAUGCUCGGGUAUGGCUUCCAUUCCUGCAGCUCAGAUCAACGAGACUUCAGAGGGACUUGCCUUCGUGACCCAUGCAAGAUUGCAAGAGCUCUCAACGAUACGAACCAGCCGACCGUGCGCUCUGAUUCUCAAAGGGUUCAUCUCCCAGAAGAUUGUCAGCCUCGGUAUCGCAUCGAACCGCGUGCAUCAGAUAGUUCUUACGUUGUGGGAUGGCGUAGCUUCUUUAGUAGAGGCUCGCGCUGUAUCCUUGGUGAACCUUGCCGUUGAUGAAAUGGAUUUCAUCAACAAAACCCAUUCAGAUGAUGAACUUGCGUUGCGUGAUGAGUCAAAGCUGCCAGUUUUGUUUGAGAUGCGUCAAGCAGAGGCGGCUUCUUCUGAUUGGAAGGCAUACGGAACAGUGGCAGCGUUCAACGUGUACGUUGAGUCGUUACUGAAGUCCUUGGGUCUCUUGGGUCAGUCCAUCCUGCAUAAGACUACUGAGAAGCAAGACUACUUUGUGCGCAGAGUUCAGAUUCCAUCCGGUUCUCGCGAUGCCGUUUACCGGCGUUCAGGUGCAUGCUCAGUUCAGUGCCGUGCAAUUCGGGGACCACGGGAUCCACAAGAAAUCGGUCUAGAGGUUAUGAAAGUGCACGGUGAGCGAAACCUCGCGGAAUUCUUCAAGUUUGGAGAAGGUCUUGAAGGGCACUUGGGAGUAUUUGCCUCGCAAGGCGCGACGUAUGUUAGGAUUGCAGAUUCUCAUCUAGCGGCAGCCCGUGCACACUGGUUUCCUGGCGAUGAAAGAUUCAACGAGGCUAACUCCGCAGUCAAGUGCUCCAUGACGUUCCGCAUACAAGGACUCCCCGCAGGCUCAUCAAUGAAUGACGUGAUCACCGCGGCUAAGACGUUUGACUGGGAUAUAGUGCCCAUUCGAAUUUACCACUAUCAAGAGUUAGCUUCAGCCAUCGUUGCAGCACAGGUUGAGCCGAAGCAGACCCGUGUUGCUACCAGUCUUGGCACUCUUCUCGUCACGGAGGAAGUACGACAGUACCGGAAGGCCAACAGAAAGGAUUCGUGUCAAUCGCAGCCCCAAGGAGAGUCUCUAACACCAUCCUCAACUUCUUCGAGUUCGGCAGCUGUCAGAGCCCUCAACUUCGCCACACGUCGGCCAGGUCCGUCGUUGUUGCCUCCCCCCGAUGCGGUCAUCCAUGGCAGAGUGGAUGCUCUAGAGAAGCAGUUGGGGCAAGCAGUUAAAGAUAUUGAGGCUUUACGAAGUGAUCAAAUCGACACCAAAGAACAGCUGAGGGACUUGAAAAGUUCUCAAGAUGUAGGUUUUAGGGACCUUCUUAUGGCGAUUCAAGAGCUCAAAGCUGGCAGCUUCGCAUCAAACAGCUCUCCGGCGCACGCCGUUUCUCCACCUUCCAAGCAACAGCGAGUUUAA
Messenger RNA from Symbiodinium sp. CCMP2592, 1512 nucleotides. The record is from the annotation of a GenBank genome assembly. Lineage: Eukaryota; Dinophyceae; Suessiales; Symbiodiniaceae.